AAACCCACAGGCCCGGGACUCUGGGCGUCGGACCGUGCCGCCGCCACACUUGGGGUGCGGAGUGAACGGCCGCCCCGAGGAAGGAGGCGGAGCGGCGAAGCGAGCGGGGCUCUGUGGCGGCGCCGGCGCCCCCGAGCUGCCAGACAUGAACGGCUUCACUCCGGAGGAGAUGAGUCGCGGAGGGGACGCGGCCGCCGCCGUGGCCGCGGUGGUCGCUGCUGCAGCUGCCGCCGCCUCGGCGGGGAACGGGAACGCGGCGGGCGGUGGGGCAGAGGCACCGGGUGCUGGUGCGGUGUCGGCUGCUGGUCCCCCCGGAGCAGCCGGUCCGGGCCCCGGGCAACUCUGUUGUCUGCGGGAGGACGGCGAGCGGUGCGGGCGCGCGGCUGGCAACGCCAGCUUCAGCAAGAGGAUCCAGAAGAGCAUCUCGCAGAAGAAGGUGAAGAUCGAACUGGAUAAGAGUGCAAGACAUCUUUACAUUUGUGAUUAUCAUAAAAACUUAAUUCAGAGUGUUCGGAACAGAAGAAAGAGGAAAGGGAGUGAUGAUGAUGGAGGAGAUUCACCAGUUCAGGAUAUCGAUACUCCAGAGGUUGAUUUGUACCAAUUACAAGUAAAUACACUUAGAAGAUACAAAAGACACUUCAAGCUUCCAACCAGACCAGGCCUUAAUAAAGCACAACUUGUUGAGAUAGUUGGUUGCCACUUUAGGUCUAUUCCAGUGAAUGAAAAAGACACCCUAACAUAUUUCAUCUACUCAGUGAAGAAUGACAAGAACAAAUCGGAUCUCAAGGUCGACAGUGGAGUUCACUAGGAGAUGGCAUUCACAUAGUACAUAGAUGUCUGGCUGUAAAGAAUGUUUACUGUUUUUCAUAUGUAGAAAUGUUCUUGUGUAUUUUUUCUACAGAGGAUUUUCUUUGGCAUUUUUUUGUUUCUUUUUGAUUUUAAUAAUUAGUUGGAAACUCAUAUAAACUGAGCUUCCUAAAUUAAAACUAUUUUAAAUAAAGGUUAUUACUAUUA
This is a messenger RNA of Phodopus roborovskii (desert hamster), 1014 nucleotides long. RefSeq names its product Sin3A associated protein 30 (gene Sap30). Gene Ontology annotation, molecular function: transcription coregulator activity; protein binding. Bases 146 to 808 code for a protein of 220 amino acids. Gene Ontology annotation, cellular component: histone deacetylase complex. Gene Ontology annotation, biological process: regulation of DNA-templated transcription. The transcript is spliced from 4 exons. The record is from RefSeq and is a predicted model, not a curated record. NCBI's taxonomy places the organism in Eukaryota, Metazoa, Chordata, Mammalia, Rodentia, Cricetidae.